UUCCGGGGGGGCGGGGCCGCGGGAAACCGGCGUGACCGUGACAGACAUCGCGAUCGGGACCGUGCCCCUCCCCGUGGAGGCGGAGCUGCCAUUCCCGCCUGCCGCCGCGAUGUCCCGCCGCCGGCAGGAGCCCGACAGUGGAGCUGAGUCCCUCUCUUCAGAUGAAAAAGAGGUGGCGGCUGGUGGUGCAGAGGGACAGGGCUCGGCCGAGGAGCACCCAGCGGGAGAGGAUGGUUUCGAAAACAGCUCCAGCAGUAGCUCGGAGGAGGAGUCAGAUGCGGAGGAGUCGGAUGGAAGAAGGUCGGAUGAGGAACAGGAGGAGAAGGAAUUGCUACCGCACUGCGAUGAAUCAGGAGUGAACUGUCCGCCCCCCUGUGAGCACUGCAGAAAUCAAAAUGACCAGAAGGAGCAAGUGACCCCUAGGAGACUUUCUGGAGGUCAAUAUAUGGUACGGCUGGAUGCGGAGGGGACUUACCAGUGCAGUCUCACGGGCUUGAUUUUUGAGGUAACGGGGGCCGUCAAAAUCACAUACUCCCUCUUAUCCUGGAGCAAAUACGCCAACCUCGUGGAAAAGCCAUGGAUCGUGGGCGGCCCCCUCUUCGACGUGCACUGCGACUCAGCCCCCGCUCUCACCUCCAUCCAGUUUCCCCACUCCCUCUGCCUGAGCGAUCACGGCGCUGGCAUGGCCUUCAGGGUUUUGCACGUCAAAGGCGAGGGCGCAGCCAUCGAGCCCUCUGCCGACUACUCGGCCUCGCACGUGAAGUGGCUGGUGAGCUCGCUCUCGCCGGUGGGACCGCUCAUCCAGAGCCAGGAGCCGGUGCAGUACCACGGCGCCGUCAUCCUCUACAAAGUCAUCGACGAGCAUCCCUCCUUAUCCUUUCGGGUCUACGUGGCUACAAACAACGACUCCUUUAUAAAGGAUAUCUCAAGAGCCGUAAAACAUUCAAAUAAGAAAUUCGUUAAAAUUGACAAGCCCCCUGUAUGCCAAAAAUUACUUCAGAAAGGAAAGAGGUAUAGAUUAGUGUGUGAGCCAGAAGCUGAAAUAACUCCAGAGGAAAUUGAAUUUGUUGAUGGAUCUCUCUUGAAACUAAAAAGCUACAUUGAAGUCUAUUUGGAGAAACCCGACGACUUCACCUUGUCUUUGGUUGAGCUCGAGUCUGAUGCGACCGUAUGGAAAGCAAAACUAAGGGAGAGUGACUGGAUACAUUACGAUCAGAACAAAAACGAGCAGAAGAGAAGUGCAGUCAGUGUCAAAAAACGGAAACCAGCCCUCAGCAUUUUGGAAGAGGAAGAGCUGUGUAGCAAAAAGCAAAAGACUGGCAAUACCACAGAUGGAAUUGAAACAAAAAUCUUAACUGACCAACAGCUGAUGGUGAUCGCAAAGUUGUUUGGCAGGCAGUGGAGAGAAAUUGCCAUUGAGUGUCUUCAGAUGGAAAUGAAAGACAUUGAGCAGAUUCAGGCAACGGAGGAAGAAGUUAAUAUGCAAAAAUUUCUGGUGUUAAGCAAGUGGAGAGACAGAGAGCAAAGCAAUGGAACCGCAGAAGCUUUGUACAGGUGUCUGCAAGAAAAAGCAUCCUAUGAGAUACUGCAAGCCCUGGAAGGUUUCUUGGCUCGGUGCUGAGCUGGUGAAGCCGCAGCUAGAAGGAGCGUGGUGGGAGCUUCCCCCAGCCAGCCGUUCCGCUUCUCCGGCCGCUUCCUCGGGAUCUCGCUGAGAUUCGGGAAGGAAGAUCACUCAGCGGAAAGUUUAGGCAGCAUCUUUGCAAGAAAUGUGAAUGAAAUUUUGCGUGGAUAUAAGCGCACGUCAGACUUUCAGGAGCAAUUACUCGUGUGGUGGAUCCCGGCAGCGCGGUAUGGGGAAACCCAGCGCUUCCACCCAGCUUUGUCUCAUUUGAGCCAGUCCUAAAAGGCAGGAACACUGGGCGAAACCAGUUUGCCUUGUUCAGGUAUAUGAUCCUUAUCUGGAAACGUUUUUAUUUACAUCAGGGAAAUAGAGGGAGAAAAGUUAUUCAGUAACUUUCUUUCCUAUUAAAAAAAAAAAAAAAUUGAACUGCCAAAAUCAUGAGGUACAUUGUAUUUCUCACAGAUGCCCAAGAUCAGGGAAGAAUAAUCCUAAACUUGCAGAUAAAUUCCUUUGCAUAAUCACUGUAUAUAUACAUAAUUACUGUAUAUGCUCAUGUACAUUCAGUCCUUGUUAAGCUGUGGUUCUGUUUUCUAAAAACCCAAAGACUGGUUUCAUGGGAGCACCACUAUUAACUCCAGGCAGCUUUGAAUUUUCCCUGGGAAUUUCUUCUUCACUCUUUUCUGUCUCAGUUUUUAUGAGAUAAUUUUUUAUGUUGUAUAUUUUUUUUUGUAUUAUAAACUUUUUACACUUUUUUUUUUACUUGAUUAAUUUUAACUUGAAUAGAAUUAGGUGCUUAAAUGAAAAUGGGAGAAGCCAAAAUCUCUGCGAAGGCUGUUACUCUGGCGGUAAUGCACGUACUGCAGAAUUGUGAAAGGUAUGGAAAUAAUGUUAUUUGCAGAAGAGAGCAGUGACCUGAUGCGGGAGAUUGUCUUGUUUUUAAAGACACGGGAUUCAUUUGAGCAUCUUCCUCUGUGUAUGUUUAUGAAAGAAAAAGCAUACUUUUAAAAAAAUAAGGAUUAAAAAGGAAACAUUUGAAGUA
Messenger RNA from Grus americana (Whooping crane), 2660 nucleotides. RefSeq lists its product as uncharacterized. The transcript has 16 exons. The record is from RefSeq and is a predicted model, not a curated record. Bases 110 to 1621 code for a protein of 503 amino acids. Gene Ontology annotation, molecular function: protein binding. Gene Ontology annotation, biological process: regulation of DNA-templated transcription elongation; signal transduction; mRNA export from nucleus. Gene Ontology annotation, cellular component: THO complex part of transcription export complex. NCBI's taxonomy places the organism in Eukaryota, Metazoa, Chordata, Aves, Gruiformes, Gruidae.